This is a messenger RNA of Neogale vison (American mink), 609 nucleotides long. It is a transcript of the gene MDFIC2, whose product is annotated as MyoD family inhibitor domain containing 2. Bases 1 to 609 code for a protein of 202 amino acids. NCBI's taxonomy places the organism in Eukaryota, Metazoa, Chordata, Mammalia, Carnivora, Mustelidae. The transcript has 4 exons. The record is from RefSeq and is a predicted model, not a curated record.
AUGUCAGAAACUGAGCUGGAAAAGAUAAAAGUAAGAACAGCUGAGCAUUUCGAAAAUGAUAAAAAUAACAUUUCUUGGUUAAAGGAAGGUUUAUCCAGCUCAAUUCAAAAUCCUCUUGGAGAUCCUGAUAUGCAACGCACAAAUGAAAAGCUUGCAGACGAGAAACCCAUUAAUGCUAUCAUUAUAAAUUCAGUAUCUGAAUUCAAUAUCACAGAUGGACCAGCCAAGGAAACCCCCAGUGAGAAAAAACUGUCAGAAUCCAGCACAUCACUGUCCUCCCUUGAAGAAUGCCAAACGAAAUUUUCCUACCUCCAAACUGAUACUUCAGUUCAUCAGAGAGACACUGAUGAGGAAUGUGCCUCCCUUAUCCUCACCUGUCUGUUUUGCCAGUUUUGGGACUGUCUCCUGAUGCUCCCGGAUACGUGCGAAACGGUGUGUACCAACCUGUGCUGCCCCUCUCACAGGUAUCACCACACCUCGGAUGAAAGCCACUCUCGGAACGAUUGCAGUUGCAACUGUGACGUGGACUGCAGCCUGUUUGAGUCUUGCCACGAGACCAGUGAGUGUCUGGAGCUAGCUAUGGAGAUUUCAGAAAUCUGUUACCGCUAG